Microthlaspi erraticum is the source of this 555-nucleotide messenger RNA. NCBI's taxonomy places the organism in Eukaryota, Viridiplantae, Streptophyta, Magnoliopsida, Brassicales, Brassicaceae. The record is from the annotation of a GenBank genome assembly.
AUGCCCCUCUCUCUUCGAAUCGCUCCAGCACCGACGGCUUUCUGUUACUCUCCGACUUUGGUUACCGUCGCCGGAGGGCUCGGUCCUGUAAAGCAGCACUGCCGGAUCCCGAAUUCCGGGGUCGCGACGAGAAGUGGAUUCUGUUCAGGUGGUGUUGUUUUAGAUUCGGGAAAGAGGCGCGGUUCCUGUGUGGUGAGGUGUAGCUUGGAAACAGUGAAUGUCAGUGUCGGCCAGGUGACGGAGGCUGACAAGGACACGUUCUGGCCAAUUGUUAAAGCCGCCGGUGAUAUGAUUGUUGUCCUCGACAUGUAUACACAGUGGUGUGGUCCUUGCAAAGUAAUGGCUCCCAAAUACAAAGAGCUAUCGGAGAAGUACCAGGACAUGGUGUUUCUUAAGCUUGACUGCAACGAAAUAAACAAGCCACUGGCGCAGGAGCUAGGAAUUAGAUCGGUUCCGACCUUUAAGAUAUUGAAAGACAACAAGGUGGUAAAGGAAGUAGUCGGAGCAAAAUUUGACGACUUACUGGCUGCCAUUGAAGAAGCAAGGUCAGCCUGA